GGGGCCACGCCCUCCGCCAUGUCCCUCGCCAACCCCACGGACUCGCCCCUCUCGAACACGGCGGUGCGCGGGCAGAAGAGAGGGCAGCUCCUCCCGCGACAAAUAUGGCUGCGGCAGUUGUCGAGCCUAGGCUUCCUUCCUCGACGUGAGUCCCUACGUCAGCACCCCGCGUCUGAAAAGGACAGGCGAAAGAGGAGAGCCGUAUACAUGAGCCUGCUCGGACUGCGCGGAGGGAAGAAAAUGGUUGAGAAGCAAGAGGGUUUAAGCAUAGCUCAGCAGGUAGAGAGUCUGGAAGACAAAUUAACCCUUUGCAGGCAAGCCUUGGAAGAGGUGGAUUUUAAGCUAUGCAGAGAAGAACUAACAUCUGCACGAAGAGAGUCAUUGGAGAAAGAGAAAAACCUGCUAGAAACCAAAGCUGAAAUUUAUGAGAAAGAGCUCAAAAUGCUUCGUCAUGAGAAUCGGAAGACUGUAGCGCUCUCAGCUGCCAUCAUACUGUUAGUGUUUAUUAUUUACACCUGCUGGACAAUGUAACAGUUGGGUGCUGAAAUCUGAUGACUUGACGGGGCUGAUUCUACCUCCCUUCCCAGAUUGUGCCAAGGGUGAGACCAGCUUUCCAUACCAAUAUGCUCUGCAACUUUCAGGCCAUCUUAGGGUAGUCCUCACAAAGCACAGCUGAGAGAAGUUAACAGAGGAGAAGAGGCUGGCUUAGUGGGACCCUCCAGCUGAUGGGUAGGGAGUGGGAUUUUGAGGAUAGGGAGUCGCACCUAAUUAUGGAAUAGCCUUCACAGAGAGACUCAGCUGGGGCCACUGUAUGUUUUUUUUUUAAUGGCAGACAAUAUAUAUCUUUAUAGAGGCUUCUAAAACAACUUGUUUGUGUCUUUCAUUAAGUCCUUUUAAUCAUGUUAAAAAUAUUUUUAGUUCAUGGAUUUCUUUGAUGUCAUUGUGUUUUGUGAGCCAGUUGGCUACUUUUAUGGACUGUAUUAAUAAAUAGCAUGAAUUCUAAGAGAAGUUAUUUAUGGUUUUGCCUUCUUUAAAGAAACCUCCUAUCUAGAUGAUGAUGAUUACUUGCAUUUUGAAGUGAAGUAACAAUAUAGGUAAUUUUAAAAUAAAGGUUCUUCCCUUUUCCAAAAAAAGCCUUUUCCCCCCUUCCAUUCUCCCUGGCAGGUCUCUCCUGGCAAUUCCUUAUCUGGAAAGAACGCUUUGUAAUUCUACUUCCUUUCCUGACUUUUAAGUUUUUCACCAUACUAGAGUUAAUUGGCUUGACAUUUUCUUGAUUGCAAGAGUGCCUCAAGUUCAGUACCUGUUAGCAGUACCUAUUAGCACCUCUGUUGUUGAAGAAAGAAGGCAUUCUAAUGCUGUCAAGCUGCUUUGUUUUGCUUUGGAAAUACACUCAUGGCUCCUUUUGUUUUCUGCUUCAAAAAUGUGCUUAAAGCUCACUCCUUUCGUUAUCUACUUUGGAAAUAUAACCAUGGGCCCUCCUUUUGUAUCUGUGAUUGUUACAUCCCUCUGUCCAAAAAAGUUAUAUAAAUCACCUUUGAACUUUGCUAUUUUAAGUAAGAAAAGAGAAAUUCUGUUUUCUUCUUUGCAAGUAAAUCAUCUGUGUGUCUGA
Candoia aspera is the source of this 1609-nucleotide messenger RNA. RefSeq names its product coiled-coil domain containing 167 (gene CCDC167). Lineage: Eukaryota; Metazoa; Chordata; Lepidosauria; Squamata; Candoiidae. The transcript is spliced from 4 exons. The record is from RefSeq and is a predicted model, not a curated record. The coding region runs from base 19 to 531 and encodes 170 amino acids.